Molecule: messenger RNA, 1487 nt
Organism: Gavialis gangeticus (Gharial)
Lineage: Eukaryota; Metazoa; Chordata; Crocodylia; Gavialidae
Gene: TERF1
Product: telomeric repeat binding factor 1
Exons: 10
Coding region: 69-1298 (409 amino acids)
Biological process (GO): telomere maintenance
Cellular component (GO): nucleus; chromosome, telomeric region
Molecular function (GO): telomeric repeat DNA binding; protein homodimerization activity
Source: RefSeq, a predicted model, not a curated record
CCGGCGCGGAGGAGGCGGGGUCACAGGCGGGCGCGCGGGGCUCGAAACCGUUGGUGCGCGCGCUCCAAAUGCAGCCGGCGGCCGUGGCCGCAGCUUUGUCCCCGCGGAGCCGCCGCGGGGAGGUGGAUGACGGCGCCCCGGAGAGCUGGGCCGCGGCUGCCCCCGACGCCCCGCUCUCCCCGGAGCUGCUGGCGGAGGUGGAGGCGGUGGCCUCGGGCUGGAUGCUGGAGUUCACCUGCCACUGCUUGUGCAGUCAUUUCUGCGAUGGUCGCAUGCCGGACUUCCAGCGAAGUCGGGACGCGGCUCAGGCUAUUAUUAAUGGACUACCCAGAAUAACUGCACAUCAGAGGAAAGCAGUGAACCUGUGUCAGUUUUUGGCACGAAUUGCAGAAGGGAAAUCACUUGGUUAUCAUUUUGAAAGUGAUCAAAGAAUUUCCCCAUUGGAAUCUGCUUUGUCAAUUUGGACACUACUUGAAAAGGAGGAAAGUAAAUUAGAAAAACUGCAUGAAGAUAUUCGGCGCUUAAUUCUGAUUCAGGCUGUAGCAGUCUACAUAGAAAAAGGAUACUAUAAGGAGGCUUCUGGAGUCCUUGACAGACUAGAUUCAGAACCAAAUAAGACUCUAAGAAUGAAGCUAGCCAUGAUAAUUAACAGGAGAGACCCAUAUGUUCCCUUCCUCCAGAAUUUCAGUUACAAUCUCUUAGUGGAUAAAAUCAAGUCUUACAUCGAUGAUUUCUUGAAAAAAAGUGCAACUAACUUUCUAAUUAAGGCAGCAAUGAAAGAGGUGGAGGCCAAAAGACUGGAAGGAAAAGCCUCACAAGACACACCUGCAAGUGUUGUUGAAACAAAUCAUGGAAAUGCUUUGGAAAUGGAACAAAGUAACUUGGAAGAUGUACAUCAUGUAUCAAAGAGAUCUUCUGGAAAUGCAAGAAGACAAACACUGAGGUCUUCAUACAUAUCUUGUAGGUCACAUAUAGAAGCACAUACGCCUUUGAAUGCAGAAAUGGCACCUUUUCCCAGGAUAAAGAAGCGGGGAAGAACCAGUGCUUGUCGAAAUUUGCAGAACGAUCUGCAGAAUUUGAAAAACAAUGCAGAAACUUCAUCUCGCAGGCUAACUGGACGAAAAAAACAGCGAUGGACUUUGGAAGAAGACAAGAAAUUGAAGAAAGGAGUAAAGGAGUUUGGCAUGGGAAACUGGACUAAAAUUCUGAUCCAUUAUGACUUCAACAAUCGAACUGGUGUCAUGUUAAAAGAUAGGUGGAGAACUAUGAGUAAGCAAUGUAAGGUAUCUUUGAUGUAAGGAAAAGCAUUAACUUUUACUAAGUUUUAUCCAAGAAAAUUGAUUUUAAACUACCUGCCUCUUCUUUCCAAAUAAUCUUGGUUUAUGUGUUUAAAAUAAUUCCCUGUGGAUUAAGUUAAAAGUAGUUGUGUAAAAUAAAAGUGAUGAUAAAAGUUCACUAUUAACUCAGGUCUUCUUCAAAAUAUUAAA